This is a messenger RNA of Camelus dromedarius (Arabian camel), 621 nucleotides long. It is a transcript of the gene PPP1R2C, whose product is annotated as PPP1R2C family member C. Lineage: Eukaryota; Metazoa; Chordata; Mammalia; Artiodactyla; Camelidae. The coding region runs from base 1 to 621 and encodes 206 amino acids. The record is from RefSeq and is a predicted model, not a curated record. Gene Ontology annotation, molecular function: protein phosphatase inhibitor activity. The transcript has a single exon. Gene Ontology annotation, biological process: regulation of signal transduction.
AUGGCGACCUCUACGACCUCGCACCGGCCCAUCAAGGGGAUCCUGAAGAACAAGGGGUCCACGGCCUCGUCGGGAGCGGCCAUGGCCCAGCAGUCCGGAGGGGCUCUCCCGGAGGUACAAAGAAAGAAGUCCCAGAAGUGGGACGAGUCCAGCAUCAUGGCGACGUACCACUCACCGUACGCAGACUACGAUUUCAUGAAGACGAACGAGCCCAGCACUGCGCAGCUCGGUCUGCAGGAGGACAGGGAAGGUGCAGCUAGUGACUUCGAAACUGAGGAAGCCAUGAUCCUUGACAGCUUAGCUAAGAAGUUAGCCGCCACCAGUACCUCGGAGCUCAGCUAUCAAGUCGGGGAGCCGGAGAGGGAUAGGGUGCAUGCCAGCAAAAUCUUCUUGGACAAACAAGAGAAACAGCGGCAGUUCGAAAUGAAAAGGAAACUUCACUACAACGAAGGCCUGAACAUCAAAUUGGCCAGACAGUUGAUUUCCAAAGAUCUACAAUGUGAAGAUGAGGAGGGCGAACACGAAGAGAGUCGCCAUGCCACCAGCGACAAGACUACCCCGAAAGACGCCGAUGGAGGCCUCACCGCUGAUGAACUUGAGACCCAGUCACGCUACGUGUAG